AUGGAAGAGAUUCAUGGAAAGCCCGAGGGGGCAUUCACAGUCAAUUCUAGCAGAGAUAGCGAAGAAUUGGCGGGCCCAGUACACCUCAGCGAAAGGAAGUUGAUGUUAAAAAUUGAUAUUCACGUUCUGCCGAUUUUGUGUGUUCUGUAUUUCUUGGCUUUCUUGGAUCGAGUCAAUAUUGGCAACGCCGUCGUCUUUGGACUUGAGGAAGAUUUAGGAAUGGACCCCAAAUCCAACCAGUUCAACACGGCGUUGACGAUUUUCUUUGUGCCUUACGUGCUGCUAGAGAUUCCUUCCAAUCUCAUUCUCAAGAAGUUGCGGCCGCAUAUUUGGCUGGCAGGAUGCAUGUUUAUCUUUGGUAUUUUGACCAUCGCUCAAGGCUUGGGUGUGCUGCCACUUCUCAAAUACAUCUUCACUCCCCAGGCUGACUUGAAUUGCAUAAUAGUCAAAAGCUACAGUGGUCUCCUCGCAACACGAUUUUUCAUCGGCGUCGCAGAAUCUGGGAUGUUUCCAGGAUGCUUUUAUCUCAUUGGAAUGUGGUAUAGACGGUCCGAUGCCCUCCGCCGAUAUACUUAUUUCUUUAACUCGACCACCCUCGCAGGCGCAUUCGGAGGGCUGAUCGCUUACGGUACCGGCCAUAUGCAGGGCAUAAGAGGAUACGGAGCCUGGCGCUGGCUGUUCAUCGUCGAAGGUUCCGUGACGUGCGUGGUUGCUAUUGUGGCUUGGUUCACCAUCUCGGACUUCCCCGAACAGGCAAGAUGGCUGAACGUGGAGGAGCAACAAUGGCUGAGGAGUCGACUCAAGGCCGAUCAUGGGGACGACCCGGUUGAACGGUCUAUCGGAUUCUCGGAUGUGGUCGAGGUCUUGAAGGACUACAAGAUCUUCCUGGGAGCGCUCAUGUACUUUUCUUUCCUGGUUCCUUCCUACGGCUACGCGUACUUUUCGCCUACUAUCAUUGAAUCCUACGGCUACAGUCCUUUACAAACUCAGCUCCACUCCGUCCCGCCGCUGGCAGUAGCGUUUUUCUUGUCUUUGGGAAUUGCAUAUGUCUCUGACCGGCUACGGCACCGGUACCUCUUCGUUAUCUUUAAUCUACUGAUUGCUAUUGCGGGGGUUGCAAUACUGCUGAACAAGCACUACAGCAUGAAACUUGAGUACGGUGCGCUUUUCCUUGUGGUUUUUGGUCCAUAUUGCGGUAUGCCCGUAGCGCUUUGCUGGUUCACCAUGAACUUGGGUGGUCAUCGUCGCCGCGCUAUCGGGACCGCGCUGCAACUUGGGUUCGGCGAGAUCGCGGGUAUUGUAUCCACGUUUCUGUUCUUGUCCAAGGAUGCGCCGUAUUACCACACCGGAUACAGCGUGGCUAUCUCGUUCUUCACGCUCGCCGGCUUCUGGGCAACCUGCUACUUUCUUGCUUGUUGGUCCCAGAAUCGCAAGCGAGAUCAACUCAUGGCACAGGGUUCUGGUGAAGCUAGGGUGACGGGAGAUGGUGACUUGGACGUCUCUUACCGGUAUAUGCUUUAA
Messenger RNA from Penicillium lagena, 1521 nucleotides. RefSeq lists its product as uncharacterized. Gene Ontology annotation, molecular function: transmembrane transporter activity. Gene Ontology annotation, biological process: transmembrane transport. The coding region runs from base 1 to 1521 and encodes 506 amino acids. The transcript has 6 exons. Gene Ontology annotation, cellular component: plasma membrane. NCBI's taxonomy places the organism in Eukaryota, Fungi, Ascomycota, Eurotiomycetes, Eurotiales, Aspergillaceae. The record is from RefSeq and is a predicted model, not a curated record.